AUGACUAUGAAGCUCCUAAGUCAUCAUCAUCGUGUUUUAUUCACCGCCACCCUCAAAACCUUUCGCCACAUGCUCCAAUACAGCAACGUUAACACUUACAAUGCCAUGAUCCAAUCGUCGGAGAAGAAGGUGGCCCAACCGUUUGGCCCAACUGAGAAGCCAAAUUCGGUUUCGUCGAAUCAAGUUAUUCAGGAUUUGUGCCGGAAAAGUAGGAUCCCAGAGGCUAUGGUGAUGCUUGAGAAGAUGAAUCGGAAGGGUUUGGCCCCAGAUAAGAAGACUUACAAGGCUAUGUUUCAUUUGUUCUUCUGCCAGUCUCUUUAUGAACAAGCUUACAAGGUUUUGACUGAAAUGGUUGUUAGGGAGACACUUGAGGAGGCUGUGCGGAUUUUGAUGGACAUGGCUGAGAUGGGCUUGUCCCCUAAUGUUGUUAGUUAUAACGAAGUUAUGUCUGGGUUUUGCCUAAUCCAGAACCUGGAGAAGGCGUUUGAAAUCAAGAAGGAGAUGGUUAAGAAGGGCUUCUUGCUUGAUGCUGCCACCUAUUGGGGGCUUAUACGGGACCUGUGCCUGCAUCGUAGACUGUCGGAAGCUUUUGAUCUCUUCCGAGAGAUGCUAUGCGGGGGUGUGUAUACUUUUGUAAGUCAAAGUUAUUUUAGUUUGAGGAAUACUUAUUGUGCUGAAGGUGAAUUCAGUAAGGCUUUUCAUUUGCAAGAUGAAAUGAUACACAAUGGUAUUUUGUGUGAUUUUGUUACUGGGUUCUCACCGUCUCUUGUUACAUACCACACGCUUAUUGUUUGA
Messenger RNA from Lotus japonicus, 795 nucleotides. RefSeq names its product pentatricopeptide repeat-containing protein At5g39710-like. Lineage: Eukaryota; Viridiplantae; Streptophyta; Magnoliopsida; Fabales; Fabaceae. The coding region runs from base 1 to 795 and encodes 264 amino acids. The transcript has 2 exons. Gene Ontology annotation, molecular function: protein binding. The record is from RefSeq and is a predicted model, not a curated record.